GAUGGCUGCACAUAUCAUCUAGGGCUGAACUGUGAUAAGUUAACUUAAUUUUGUUGUAGCCUCAUUCUGAUCUCCGUCGCCUGCGCAUCAGGCAAGUGCCUUUAAGGGAAACUUAAAAUAACAGCUCUGCCUGGGAGAUCUGAUGAAUGUAACAGGUGCAGAGAUUAUUUCCAGGCCAUGUGUGUGCUUCUAUGUGUAACAGCAAGAGGGGGAGAGCGAAAGCAGAAAGGGGGAGAGCACAUUGAAGUCCCUGCUGCGUCUCUGUAGCCUGUGUAAUUUACAGCAGAUUGCCUUUCAGCAACCUUAAUAAUAACAGAAAAGAGAAGGAAGAUCGCAGAAGGGAAGAAGAGGGUGGAAACCGUACUGGUUAUCGAAAUCAAUUCUCUCGGUGGAAGGAAGAAGCCCAGCUGCACAAAUGAUGUGGCCUAAUUUUUUCAUGCAAGAGGAGGAGCAGCGCUUCUCUGGACGAGGUAGAGGACAGCGUGGAAAGGGCUUGACUGAUGCACAAGAGGGCAAGAUCAAACUGGCCUUUUUUGUGGCUCUCAUAGGGGUUACCCUUUCUGUGCUUGCAGUUGGGACAGAGUUUUGGGUGGAGGUGAAUACGUACAAGCAGAACCACAGCAUGACCUGUGAGGCUGCCCAUUUUGGGCUAUGGAAGUUCUGCUACAAGAAACUGUGGAUCGGCGAUGUGGAUGAAUACAGAGCAACCUGUGGCCCUGCGGAGCUCCCUGGAGAUUCUAAUUGUUCAUAUUUCAAGUUUUUCACUACUGGUGAAAAUGCUUACAUAUUCCAACGCGUCACACACAAGGAUCUAAAUAUUACUGCAGCUGUUCUGUCUCUGCUGAGUAUCACUCUAAUGGUAAUGGGAUCAAUCUGUAUUACUAUGGUUCUGAGCAAAGGUGUUGAGUUUCUCCUGAAGCCUGCAUCAUUCUUUUUCAUUCUCUCUGGUAUAUUUUUCCUGAUCACCAUGAUGAUCUUCCGUCAGGCUGUCAGAUGGCUUAUGGCAAGCAAUCAGAACGUACAGCUAGAAUAUGAGUACUCAUGGUCAGUAGCAUGUGCGGUAGCGGCGGGGGCCAUCUUGAUAUUUGGAGGAAUAUGUUGUUUGUUCCUGGUGUUUCCAACUUUGCCCAAAAAACCUUGGGAAUCCUGCAUGAAGAAAGGAAGCAGUUCAUAAGAAAACAAGUGGAGAUCGUUACUGCCUAAUUUCCUAGCAUGUGAGCUAGAGAACGAUGAAACGUGGCCGGUCCCCAGCAGUAAAGUCCUUUGCAAAAUGAGGACAGUUGUUUGUUUACGUCAUUGUAAUUUUAUGCACCUGAUCCAGAUUGUUAGUAUUCAGACUGUAGGAGUUGCACCAAUUGCAAAGGAAGGGGCUUCAACAGAAGGACAUGCUAUUUGUAUCCUAUUUCGGACUGGAUGUUUCAUUUUCCCCUUUUUGUAAAUAAGCUUUAUAGCAUCCAGAACUAAAUGUAUUUUAUUUUGGGUAGGGUGAGGGUUAUUGUAUAGAAACAAUAUUAUUAUUAUUAAUUAUUAUUAUUUUAUUUUUUUGGUGUUAUAUUCUAUUGUGCUAUUAAAGGUUAUUUUUAUUCUGGUGAGUGUUUGCAUUGAACUAUAGUAAUAUGCCAUUCAUUGCAAAUUUCAAAUCACAGUUACUUUGUAUAUCCAUUUUGGAAAAAUGACCAAGGAUGCUGCUUGCAAUAUAUGUUAUAAGCCAAUGGGCUUUACAAAUACUUGUUUCGAACAUCCAGGUCUCAAUGGCUUAUACACUUUCCAUGAUAUCAACGUUAAAGAAUUCUACACUUGGCUGUCAGAGUUACUCAUCCCGUGAUGUUUGUGCUUUUACAUGUACACAGUGCUAAUUUGCACUUUGCUUUGUUUUGCCAGAUUUGUCUUACACUAAGCAUAGUUUAAAGCUGCAUUAUCACUUUGUAAAAGUUGGAAGCACACGGGCUCCGCCCUCAGUCGGAGACCUUGGGGCUACUACAUGCAGACGUUUUUCCUGGGGCUCUGCCGUUUCUGUAUUACAAACAAAUAAAUGCAUUAAAUGGUAGCAUAGAGGGAUUGUGAAUUUAAGGACCGAUCACACAGUCCCUUGAUCGCGCCUAGUGAUUGAUCCUACAGGGUACCUCACACUGCUUUUGUCUGGUGCUAUAAGAAUGGUGGAACCCCAAGAAAAUGGCUCUUCCUAGAGCUCUGGUUGGGGAGCCCCUUCACCACUGCCUUUACCUAGGUGCAGCUUUAAGUCUAUCAGAAUCCUCACCUCUAGAGGAAGGGCUCCUUGGUCCAUGUGUGCCAAUGCUUACAGCUGCUGGCAGUGUACACGCCCGUGGUUGGCUUACACUGCUGUAGCGCAAAAUAACUUAUUAUCAACAUUCAUUGAUCUCUCUUAGGUCUUUCAUUAAUGACUGUGAAAUCAGCUCAGUUCACCGGAAAACUUUUCUCUUUGAAUGUUACAUUUCUUAAACUUCAGAGUGAAAGUCACCAAGAUUCUGGAGGCAUAGACCAUUACUUGCUGUUUUGUACUGAGUGGAGUAUAAUAUGCCCUGACAACAGGGGAUGAACUCCUUAUCUCACUUGAGAACUGCACACUGAGCACUGCAAAAGUGGGGGUCCAACAUUCUGCAGCAUUACUGUACAUACAUGCUAUAAGAGACAUCAUAGUCUUCAACAGGAUCUACUAUUGUCCUCUCUCCAUGUGGUUUGAUACAAGGGAUAAAGCUGCUACGAGUUUGUGUUUUGAGCAUUUUCCAUAAAAAUAUAUAUUUUCUGUAUAACUUAAAACCACUGUAAAAAAAUAAAAAUAAAGUGGGAGACAGACUUCCAAUAAGAAAUGA
This is a messenger RNA of Pseudophryne corroboree (corroboree frog), 2831 nucleotides long. RefSeq names its product calcium voltage-gated channel auxiliary subunit gamma 6 (gene CACNG6). The record is from RefSeq and is a predicted model, not a curated record. Gene Ontology annotation, biological process: calcium ion transport; regulation of calcium ion transmembrane transport via high voltage-gated calcium channel. Bases 416 to 1174 code for a protein of 252 amino acids. The transcript has 4 exons. Gene Ontology annotation, molecular function: calcium channel regulator activity. Lineage: Eukaryota; Metazoa; Chordata; Amphibia; Anura; Myobatrachidae. Gene Ontology annotation, cellular component: membrane; L-type voltage-gated calcium channel complex.